UGGAUUUUUUACAGAAUACCGAAAACCACAGAAGGAGAGAAUAAAAUCCACGAAGCGCUCGAGUUUUUAGAAAAUGCCUGGAAAAAUCUCCUUGGGCAGCCGGAGAAUCAAUGACUGUGGCCGAUUUCACUUUGGUCGCUUCCAUUUCGACCUUUAAGGUUGCCGGCGUUGACUUGACGAAGUACGACAAUAUAAAUGAAUGGCUUAUAAAAUGCAUGAAUACAAUGGACGGAUACGAAAAGGCUAAUCAAGAAGGAAUCGUUGCAGUCGAAGCUACGUUAAAAUAUCUGGAUAAAAAAUUUGCAAAUUUAUCUCAAACGCAGAGUCUAUAAUAUUUCUUCCGAGUUCCGAUCAGAUUUCGUGAGUUGUGUUUUGAUUACACCUUAUUUUGUUUGUUUGCACUAUUCAUUGGAAUAAUUUUGAUUAUUGCUUUUUAUAAUUUUAAUUUAUAAAUAUAAUUUUGUUUGUACGAAAUAAAUAUUGCCAUAAAUUGUCUGGUAGGUGGUGC
Messenger RNA from Acyrthosiphon pisum (pea aphid), 508 nucleotides. Its product is annotated as glutathione S-transferase 1-1-like. The transcript has 2 exons. The coding region runs from base 111 to 332 and encodes 73 amino acids. Lineage: Eukaryota; Metazoa; Arthropoda; Insecta; Hemiptera; Aphididae. The record is from RefSeq and is a predicted model, not a curated record.